AUGCUUUUUAACUUGGCAGUGCACAUUAAGGAGCAGACAGACGAUAUGCAGCAUUCUGACUGUCAGAUGGAGACACAGUGUGUGGAUCAAAUUAAAGAGGAGUCCUCAUGCUCGCAUGAGGAGUGCAGCAUGAGUAAGGCAGUGAUGCUGGCCAGCCUGUACACCAACCACAAGCCCUUAUGUUUGGACAGCACAGGCUAUGGUGUAAGCGAGGCAGAAAAGCUAGCUGAGGCCCUGUCAGACGGCAUGGAGUGUGGCAUGACUGGCAUGAGCGAGUCGACCAUGCUGGCCGGUGUGGAUACUGACCAUGAUGUAAAGGAUGGGCUUGUGCUGGGAUCAGAGCGUGUGAAGGAAGAGCCUUCAUUGUCAGAGAGCGUAGAGUAUGGAAUGAGUGAGGCGGCCAUGCUGGCAGACCUAUAUGCUGACCACGUCGUAAAGGAUGAGUUAGUGCUGGGGCCGGAGCAUCCACAUCGGCCAGAUGUAUCUCUGGUAGUCCUCGACUGGGCGCUAGCUGACGAGGACGGUUGCCUGCAGGAGUCUCAGGAGCACACCUCACAGCCGGCACUGAAGGACUGCUGCGUAAGGCUCGAGCGCCUCCACUACGGAGCCCCUGCCAAGCACACCAUACAAGACACCACUCACACUGAUAGUGAACCUUAUUCUGAAGAUAAAAUGUACACUAAAGUUGACUGUGAGAGAGUGACUGAACCGGUGUGUGAUCUUUGUGGCAAGAAGUUUUCUCUAAAGUCUGAUUUAUUGAAGCAUGUCAUGACACACAUUCACACGUCUAGUGUGGAGCAAGAAGGCAGCCGGCCUGUUGUCGCUGACUAUGUAUUUGAAGAAAAGCCGUUACAGGAGCGCGUCCUUAGUCGAGACUCUCCGCUCGCGCUCCGAGACUGCUGCGUGCGGCUUGAACACCUCCAACACCACGAGGCGCUCGCCGGCAACGACACAACACAUACUGACACGGAAUCUGAUACUGAAAACAUAUAUGCUAGAGACUGUAUCAUUAACAAUCGUACAACAACUAGUGACACAGACAAUGAUAAUGAAAAUAUACAUGCUGGAGACUGUAAGAGAAUGUUUAUAUGCGAUCUUUGUGGCAAAAAGUUCGCUUUGAAGGCGGGUUUAAUGAAACAUGUUGUAAUCCAUAUACAUGUACCUGCUAACGCUGGAUCGGUUGAACCAAAUAAUUCAAACUAUAAAGUAAGCACUAAUGUCUCGAAGGAUAACUCGGAUAUAGAUGAAUAUGUGUGUGACACUUGCAGAAAAACAUUUCACCGCAAAUAUGACUUGAUUCGUCAUAUACAAAACACGCACACGCAAACAAAUUCUAAAAUAAUAAAAACAAAGCCAACGGUCUAUGAAUGUAAUAAAGUAGAUAAGAUAACAUACCCCUGCGACACAUGUGGAAUACAUUUUACACAAAAAGUGUAUUUGAUUACACAUAAACGAGUUCACACAGACAAAAGGCCUUAUUCGUGUAAAAUAUGUGAAAAACGUUUUAAAACUUGUGGUUGUUUGAAAAUUCAUGAACGUGUUCAUACUGGUGUAAAGCCAUAUGCGGGCGAACCGUGUAACAAGCAGUUUCAGGAUGUGCUACUAUUAAACAAACAUAAAAAAGUUCAUACAGGUGAAAAACCAUAUAUGUGCGAAAUAUGUAAAAAACAGUUUUCGAACAUACUGUUUUUAAACAUACACAAAGUUACCCACACGGGUAUUACGUGUGAAAUUUGUAAGGAACAUUUUAGGCAAUGGGAAAAAUUUCGAAUUCAUAAGCGAACUCACACCGGCGGGACGAUAUAUACGUGCGCGCUGUGUAAUAUGAAGUUUGCAAGUCUCUGGAAAUUCAAUGCGCACAAACGAACACAUACAAACGAGAGGCCAUACGCAUGUGGAAUAUGUGGAAAGCGGUAUACACGAGCUUCCCAUUUAACGAGACAUAAUCGGUAUCACACUGGUGAAAAACCGUUCUCCUGCAAGAUGUGUGAUAAGAAAUUUUCGGAACAAUAUUCUUUGAGCAAACACAUACUAAGCCAUACUGGAAUGAAGCCUUAUUCUUGCGAAAUCUGCAAAAAAGGGUUCGUACAAAAAGGCCAUUUGAACAAACACAUACUAAGCCAUACUGGAGCGAAGCUUUAUUCUUGCGAAAUCUGCAAAAAACGGUUCGCGCAAAAGGGCAAUUUGAACACACACAUACGAAGCCAUACUGGAGCGAAGCCUUAUUCUUGCGAAAUCUGCAAAAAACGGUUUGCGUACAAGGGCAGCUUGAACACACACAUAUUAAGCCAUACUGGAGCGAAGCCUUACUCUUGCGAAAUCUGCAAAAAACGAGUGCAGCACUAG
Cydia splendana is the source of this 2346-nucleotide messenger RNA. Its product is annotated as zinc finger protein 492-like. The transcript has 4 exons. Gene Ontology annotation, molecular function: RNA polymerase II cis-regulatory region sequence-specific DNA binding; DNA-binding transcription factor activity, RNA polymerase II-specific. Bases 1 to 2346 code for a protein of 781 amino acids. The record is from RefSeq and is a predicted model, not a curated record. Gene Ontology annotation, biological process: regulation of DNA-templated transcription. NCBI's taxonomy places the organism in Eukaryota, Metazoa, Arthropoda, Insecta, Lepidoptera, Tortricidae.